AUGUUCGCACGCAUCGCCACCCGCGUCCCCAUAACCGCUGCCUUCGCCGGCAAGCGCAUCGCACCAGCCACCAUCCGCGCCAACUCCUCCAGCUCAACUAGCAGCGCAGCACGCGUCAUGGAGAUGGCUGCGCAGGCCGAGCGUCCAACUGGCGCCGAAGCCGCCGUCCCCUUCAUGUGGGCCGCCUGCGGUGUGCUCACCUACGCCGCGUGGAACCGCAUGAGCGAGCGUAGCGCGGGCGAGAACGUUGAGAAGCUUCUCAUCGUUUAA
Molecule: messenger RNA, 270 nt
Organism: Alternaria incomplexa
Lineage: Eukaryota; Fungi; Ascomycota; Dothideomycetes; Pleosporales; Pleosporaceae
Exons: 2
Coding region: 1-270 (89 amino acids)
Source: RefSeq, a predicted model, not a curated record